Messenger RNA from Pseudomyrmex gracilis, 5497 nucleotides. RefSeq lists its product as uncharacterized. The coding region runs from base 63 to 4412 and encodes 1449 amino acids. The transcript is spliced from 9 exons. The record is from RefSeq and is a predicted model, not a curated record. Gene Ontology annotation, biological process: RNA processing. NCBI's taxonomy places the organism in Eukaryota, Metazoa, Arthropoda, Insecta, Hymenoptera, Formicidae. Gene Ontology annotation, molecular function: RNA methyltransferase activity.
GUACGUUUGUGUGCCGCACAGAAGAUUGUGAAAGAGAGAGAAUUACAAGCGGCGAGACAAAUAUGGACGCCACAAAAGAAAAUAUCGAAACAGAAACUCGUCAAGUGGUGGAAGAGAACACUCAGGGGGAGGCAGAGGUUAUAACUUCUUCGGAGCCAGAGAAUACACAACAGACUUCUACACAGAGUCCUGAGACUAGUUCUGAUAAUGUACAGUCGCAGAAUAACAAUACAGACAAACCAGUCAUGGUGAUAGAUGUUCAAGAAACAACCAAUAAUGAUUCUGUGAACUUUACUGAUGAUAUCAGCAUUGUUCAAGAAACAACCAAUGACGAUUCUAUGAACUUCACUGAUGAUAUAAGCAUUGUUCAAGAAACAACCAAUAAUGAUUCUAUGAACUUCGCUGCUGAUAUCACCAAUAUUCAAGAAACAACCGAUAAUGAAUCUAUGAACUUUGCUGCUGAUAUCAACACUACUCAAGAAAUAGCCGAUAAUGAAUCUAUGAUUUUCACUGCUGAUAUCAGUGUUCAAGAAGCAACCAAUAAUGAUUUUAUGGACUUUACUGCUGAUAUCAGUUUGGAUCAAUUUAAUCCGCAAAAAGACAUCACGGAUGAAGAAGUGAUGCAACAUCUGGAUGUUAUAGAAAAGAUUGACUUGAAUCCAAAUAGUUUUGGUGUAAAUCAGAGUAUAGAUCAAGCCAUGCAAUUUGAAUCUUCUAAAAAUGACGAGGAUGAACAGAAUAAACAAGAAAGAGAAGAAAUAACAAUAAUUGAUGAUGAAAAUACAGAAGAACAGUGGUAUAAAAAGAAGCUUCAACACAAAGAUACUCUUCUGAAGCACAGAAUGUCAAAGUUAGCCCGAGUGUUGACAGUGUCUUAUCCUCAUUAUGGAAAAUGGUUAGAAAGAAUAGAGAAAAUAGCAGGUACACCUAUUUGUAGAAUAGAUCCACCUCGUUCUUGUUCAACGAACAAACUACACGGUAAUCGAUGGAAGUUCGCAUGCAAAGAAAAAGUUUUGGAAGAUCCCCAGAACACGGAUAAUCCAAGUUCUAGCAACAAAAACGGUAAAGUAGUAUGGUCCGUUGAAUUAGUGUCGGGAAGCGUUACUGGUGACAAAACGGACAUACCAGCUUUUGUGUUACAAGCUGUGAAGAUAUUUGAAGAUUUUCUUCAAACGACCAUAAAACAACCGUUGCUCCAAGAGAAUUCAGACGAAGUAUCUAUUAUUGAAGUGAAAAAAGAGGCGGGUGAGUCGGACGAGAAACAAGAAUGGUUGUGGUUGUUGAUACGUUGCAACAGCAUAGAUGAACUUAUGCUGUUUGCAACCGGAAAGAAUAUCAGUCGGGGCACAAUGGACCGUUUGAAGCAGACGUACGAGUACGGUGCGGGAAACAAUUGCAACGUGAAGUCUUUCUAUUGCAAAUCGAUAAACAAAUGUGACGAUAAAGUCAACGUUGUUACGACAUUCUUAGUUGGAGCAGAGGCUUUAGAAGAAGCCGUGGGUGAUUUAAAACUGCAGCUCGCGCCAAAGACAAACUUUUGGUCUAGCGCUGCCGGUGCGUGGAAUUUAGUUAAAACGGUCAAGGACAUGCUUAAUCCAACGACAAAAACGACAUUAAUCGAAAUCGGUUGUGGGAUUGGCGUGAUUGGGCUUUCGUUGGCGUCUCAAUGUCGAGAAUUGAUUGGAGUCGAUACACCCACCGAGGUAGAAGAAGCUGAAAUGACGGCUGAAUUAAACAAAAUAUUCAAUGUAUCUUUCAUAGUGGGAACUCCGGCGGAAGUUGUAGCUAAAUUAAACUCUGCGCGCGAUUUGCACAAUAAAAAUCGUUCGACUUUCUGUAUAAUCAACACGAACACCAUUAUGGGUAGAGCUAUCGAAGUAAUGACUUGCUUGAGAAAACUGACUUCUCUACGACGUAUCGUAAUGAUCACCACGAUGACAAAACAAUCGGUACGGGCGAUAUUAGAACUGGCGCGGCCCAUAGAAGGUGGACUCGGCCAUCCGUUCAUGCCGAUACGGGCGUGCGCCGUCGACAUAUUGCCAAACGGGUCUUACUUUGAGUCGGUUAUUCUAAUGGAACGUAGACUCAUGCACAGACUCACGCAGCCGUGGUUUAUCGAGAUGUUGGAGGAGGAAAGCAAAUCAAUGGCUAACAGUGGGACGUUAGAGAAAAUAAUCGAGAAAAACGACAAUGUCGAUUUGCAAUUGAGAAAAAAUCCCUUAGCGAAAUUCGAAGUCGGAAAGCAAUUGAAAAACAAGAGUCCCGCGAAACCCGGCGGAGGUUCCCCGAUGAAGGGGAACAAAGCGAAAUUGAAGCGAGAUCACUCUCCGGACAUAAUAGAAGUAUCUGAGAAAGUGCCAAAGAAAUCGGAGAAGCCUGGAUCUAAGCCAUGGAAACAGGCUAAGAAAAAGAAUUGGAAUCAGAACAAUUCGUCAAUUUGCAUUAAUCCACUAUUCGAGAAAAAAGUAAGAGAAAAUAAAGACCAGACGGACUUGAGAGAAAAAUUGUCGAGUAGCCGAACCGAAAUGGAUUUGAUACAGAAGGUAAACGAGAGUCGUAAGAUCCUCGAAGCGGCGAAAGAACAGCUGAGCGGACCGUCGCCUAAGGUUGACGCGAUGACCGCUAAAGAAUUGAAGAAUGUAUUGAGUUUGGUCCUAGAUCAAACUCCGCGUUCAUCUUCCUCCGUGUGGGAUCGCAUCGCGCCACCUGAGAACGAGUACAAGAUGCAGCGAAAAAAAGAUAUCGAUAACGAUCCUCUUCUGAAAGAUCGAUUUAUUCACGAAACUCGUGCGCAGGACAUUCUUAUCACAAUGCCGAACAAAGAAUAUUUAGAAACUGACGAUCCUAAGCCGAAACUUACGAAAUAUCACAACUUGCCGCCGCUAGACCCUGACAUAAUACCGAUAAAUACCCCGAACAAACAAUCCUCUCAAAAGGGAUCGUUUAAUAACAAGGGCAGGCAACAGAAUCAAAAUAAUUGGAAUAAGAAUAAAAAUUUCGAUAGAAACCGAUGGAACGAUGCGGGAAGGAGGCAUGACGAUGUGCCAAAUAGAAAUCGAAUGUCAUCCCCGACACGUGAAUAUCUAGCACCUCCGGAAGACUCACCACCCAGGAGACAUCUCUCUCCGGACAGGGUGUAUCAAGCGCAUGAGUCUUCUUCGUAUCGGGAAUAUCCUCAGAAACGAUUAAUAUCGCCCCCGAGACAAUCCACAUCUGGUGGCAGACGUCAAAUGACGGCACCCAGGCGUCCUUACUCGCCUAUUAAUCGAACAAUGUCACCGCCAAGGCGGUUGAUGGAUAUCGGUCGCAUAAUGUCGCCGACACGGCGGCAAUUGUCACCGCAAAGGCUGGCAAUAUCUCCGCCGAGACGACAAGCGUCUCCGGAGAUGAAAUACGAAGACUCAUCGACGUGGUAUCCCGUAAGACAGUCAUCAUCGCCUGUGAGACGUCAGUUGUCUCCGGAAAGAAGGAGGCCUGUAACGCCCGUCAACAAAAUGUCUCCGACAAAACAGAGAGACAUGAUGCUGUCGAGGCGUCAGUCACCUCUGAGACAAUUUUCGCCACAUCAAAUGCCACCACGUCUCUUAUCCCCCCCAAGACGACAACAAUCACCACCGAGACAUCAAAACGCACCGCCUAAUAGAUUCGCGGAUGAUUGGGACAUACCUAGCAGAGGUGCGUUCGAACAGGGUGGCGUUUGGCAACGAUCUGUGAACGAAAGACAACCGACAACGAGCGGAAAUUGGCCGCAAACUUCCGGUGACGACAGAUACCGUAAGCCGUCUAAUCAGGACAGACCUUGGGAUACCAGAGAUUCGUCAUCUCACGGAAACUCAUGGUCUGCUAAUCCUGGUGUGAAAGAACCGUGGCAAUCCUCAGAAAACAGAUGGUCUGGCGGACCAUCUGGUUCGAAAAUGAGUGGCGAAAACUGGAAUCGAAACAAGGACAGUCGUGGUGGUGGCCAUAAAGAGACGCAGAUUUGGGAACAGUCGGUACCGAACGACCAGUGGAAUCAGGAAGACGCGGAAGAUUGGAACGAUUUGCCAGAAGACGCGCGAGAUCCCUGGGGUGACGAAGAUAAUAAUGUCGGAUUGAAAGAAAGAUGGGCAAAUGAGUCGAAAUCCGUAUGGAGGGAGACUAACACAGUGGAGCCGUGGGCUAGAUCAAAAGACAAUUGGCAGAACAAAUCGCAAGCUUUCCCGAUUAAAAUACCAAGCCAAAACAAGAUGAACGAUUCGCGCUGGGGGACGUCCCAACGCGAAUCCCUCGUGUCUAACGACAUGAAUAAGAAAUCAUUGAUGUCGAACAAUUGGCAAUUGAACGUUGGAUCAAACAAUUGGCAAUCCCAGCAAAACUACAACCAGUCCCAAGCUCAGCGGUUUGUGUCGAACAUGAUGAAAAAUAGACGUUAAAUAUAUCACACGCCUUAAUGAUAACCAGUAAACCAACACUUUACGUUGUUUAAAAAAAACAUUUCAAUUUACGAAGCAUUGAUAUAAAUUAUAAUAUAAGUUAACGCAACAAGUUUCGUAAUAGAUUAAAUGUUAGAUUUAUAAAUAUCGCAAUAAAAAAGAAUUAUAUAUCUUGGAGCUGGUGAUCCUCCCGGAUAACCCGGAGUACUCGAGCUCAGUUUCGCUGGUUCGAAUGUUAUUCGUAUACAAGCGAGAUGGAAAUCGAAUACCCGGGCAUCUUUAUUACCCGAUCAUCAGCCUUAGUACGUACGUGACGAAUCAAAUAUAUGUUACAUGAUAAACAAUGUUCAUUCACAUUUCUAUUUGUCAAAUUGUAGUCCACUCAAACCUAGUUAAUUUUAUUUUUUAUUUUUUUUUUUUGAUAGCUUUAUCAAAUUUUUUUUUCACACAAGAAAAUCCGAUGAGACUUGUGAAAGCGUCCGUUGUUCGUGGCCAAAUAAUCGCACUUCAUUCUUCGGAAAGAAUAUUGACCUAGUAAUGCUUUGCGUUUUAAUUCGAAUUCUCUAUUAUAAGAUGUGAAAAAUACAUCCGUUUUAUUCCAAAAAUGGCAAAAAAAACAUUCAACGCGAAUUGAAAGUAAAAAUCGGUUUCAAAUAUUUCCGAUAACGAAUUUAUUCUGCGAAAGAGAUAGAAAUUUUUUUUUUUUUUCUUUUUUUUCUUUUUUUUGUAUCAGUUUAUAUCUUCUCUUUCUCUCACUGAGAUACAGAUUGUUUUAUGAUGAUCCAUAGUUUCGUUCAAUAAGACUCUUCUGCUUUUUUUUUUUUUUUGUUUUGCGAGAACGCAAACACCUGCGGAUUUGUAUUUCUUGACGUUGUUAGAACGCAUUCGGAGAAUUUGUUCCUUGGAAAUUUAAAAAUAAUGUUAAUUUUAGAAUAAAGCAAGUUAUAUACAUACAGAUAAUGAGUAUAUAUAUAUGCACUAAUUUUGUACACCACCAAACUUGUAUUUGUAUAACUGUGCAAUUAUAAAUUGUAUUUUUUUCAUUAUGAAAUUUAGAAAAUAAAUUGCGUUACAAAAAUGGUUAA